AUGCCAGUCAAGACAGCACAAGGAACUUUGAGUGGUGAAGACCAUUACGAAGGUAAUGCCGAUGCUAAUAUAAACUACGACGAUGCUAUUGAGUAUUGGAGCUCAGUUCCAGCCUCUGUGAAUGGAGUUCUAGGAGGAUACGGUGAGCAGACUUCAGUUCCUAAAGCUGAUAUAGUCGGAUCUCUGACCUUCAUAAGGAAGCUUCUCUCCAGAAUGUCAGUUGCUGAAGGUGAGAAGAAGUUGACCAUCGAUAUGGGUGCUGGAAUUGGUCGUAUAACCAGGGACUUCUUAUGGAAAAUCAGUGACGAAUGUGAUUUAUUAGAGCCAGUAAAGCCAUUUUUGGAUAGAAUGGAAGCUGAGUUACAGGACGUAAAGCAAAGAGGAAAGUUAGGUGACAUAUAUCCGGUUGGAAUGCAAGAGUGGGAAAUUCCACCUCAUAAGCGUGGAAAGUACUGGCUUAUAUGGUGUCAGUGGUGUGUGGGACAACUCCCAGAUGAAGAAUUGGUGAAAUUCUGGAUCAAAUGUAGAGAGAAUUUAAUGGAAAAUGGAACUAUGAUUGUUAAGGAGAAUAUAGCCACAUUUGAGGAUAUUUUUGAUGAAACUGACUCGUCCGUAACCAGAACUGAUACUAAGUUCAGAGAGUUGUUUGUGCAAGCUGGGUUUAAGUUGAUUGCCAGUGAUGUACAAAAGGGGUUACCCAAGGAACUAUUCCCGGUUAGAAUGUACUGUUUAAAAGCAAUAAUCUGA
This is a messenger RNA of Yamadazyma tenuis ATCC 10573, 747 nucleotides long. RefSeq names its product N-terminal protein methyltransferase. Gene Ontology annotation, molecular function: N-terminal protein N-methyltransferase activity. Lineage: Eukaryota; Fungi; Ascomycota; Pichiomycetes; Serinales; Debaryomycetaceae. Gene Ontology annotation, cellular component: cytoplasm. Gene Ontology annotation, biological process: N-terminal protein amino acid methylation. The record is from RefSeq and is a predicted model, not a curated record.